Messenger RNA from Fusarium graminearum PH-1, 993 nucleotides. RefSeq lists its product as uncharacterized. The coding region runs from base 1 to 993 and encodes 330 amino acids. The record is from RefSeq and is a predicted model, not a curated record. Lineage: Eukaryota; Fungi; Ascomycota; Sordariomycetes; Hypocreales; Nectriaceae. The transcript has a single exon.
AUGUGUUGGGCGCAGAAACUUCGAGCAUACGGAAAAGCCAUUAAGGACACCACAACCUCGAUCGGACAUAUCCAAUGGUCCGAUGACGAUGAAACGCUCUGGUACAAAGAUACCCAGUUCACCAUGACGCAACUGCGAAGUCUAGUUUCAACAGAACUUGAGAUUGCCCAGGCACAGCUCUCGGACCUUUUUCUUAUUCAUCCAGACGAUGAUGAUCGAGACCUGGUAGUGCCUUCGCUGAGUCUCCGGUCACUGGCUGAUAAUCCAGCCGAGUCGGCCCCGGGGUGGAGCUUCAUAUGCCAUCCUAAGAAUAAAGCAUUACAUGGACAUGAGAAGUGGCUUUUAAAUAGAAUCCUACAGACCAGCUGGCUCCGCAACGACUUUUUCCGGGUGCCAAAACGAGCUAUAUGGCGUGAACAAACUGUAAGCAAAUACGUCACCAACGUCGAUAGGUUUCUAGAGAGACUUCUUCUCCUCAUCCAUAUUACGGGCGGUCAACCAGCGAGAGGCACCGAACUGCUGUCCAUUCGGCAUCGAAACUCUGUUGAUGGCCAAGGCAGAAGAAAUAUCUUUCUUAAAAGUGGCCUCGUCAGCUUCGUUACAUAUUACCACAAAGGAUAUAAUAUCAAUAGCUCAACCAAGAUUAUUCACCGCUAUUUUCCGCUUGAGGUUAGCAAGCUUGUGGUUUAUUACCUGUGGUUAGUAGUACCAUUCGUUGACCAGCUCCGAAUCCUAGCGAUGGGCUCUGCUUUGAAUAAAUUGGGUUCGUCAUAUCUCUGGGGAGAGUCAACAAAACCGCCCGACAAGUCGCCAGGAGAGAGGACCAUCAAAAGCACGCAACCAGGCUCAGCUACAGCUGUAGAGACGCCCUGGCUCUCUACCAGGCUGUCCAGAAUAUUCGUGCAGGAAUUUCAGCGAUUGAUUCCUACGAAGGUGACGAUUCCAAUUUGGCGUCACGCGGCCAUUGCGAUUUCACGUCGUCAUCUUCGCUAG